Molecule: messenger RNA, 2047 nt
Organism: Durotheca rogersii
Lineage: Eukaryota; Fungi; Ascomycota; Sordariomycetes; Xylariales; Xylariaceae
Product: amino acid permease/ SLC12A domain-containing protein
Exons: 3
Coding region: 122-1834 (570 amino acids)
Biological process (GO): amino acid transmembrane transport
Cellular component (GO): membrane
Molecular function (GO): amino acid transmembrane transporter activity
Source: RefSeq, a predicted model, not a curated record
UCGGUCGAUUCCCCACCACCACCACCGAGGAAAACAUCGGGACAGAGUGGAAAGAGAGAAAGAGGGGGAAAUAGAUCAAGAGAAAAGAAAUAGAGAGAGAGACAGAGAGAGAGAGGCCACCAUGGACCGCGAAGGCGUGAUCCACAGGACGUCGUCCUCGUCCCCCGUGGGGGACAAGGAGAAGAUGCACUACUCUGACAUGGAAGCUGACGCUCCGCGCAUUCGCGGUCUCGAGACUUCGGCUGAGACUUCGUUACAUCGCGGUCUUCAAGCCCGUCACAUUACUAUGAUAGCCAUUGGCGGCGCGAUCGGGACGGGUCUCAUCAUCGGUACCGGCAAAGCUCUCACGCAAGCCGGCCCCGGCUCCAUCUUUAUCUCGUAUUCGAUUCUCGGUAUGGUCGUCUUCCUCGUCAUGGCCGCCCUCGGCGAGAUGGCUGCUUGGUUGCCGAUGUCUGCUGGUUUCACGGCUUAUGCGUCCCGGUUCUGUGAUCCUUCGCUCGGCUUCGCCCUAGGUUGGACGUACUGGUUUAAAUACAUCAUCGUCACACCUAACCAGCUUACCGCCGCGUCUCUGGUGAUACAGUUCUGGGUGCCGCGAGACCGAGUCAAUCCAGGCGUAUUCAUCGCCAUAUUCCUCGUCGCCAUCAUCUGCAUUAAUUACUUCGGCAUUCGGUUCUUUGGCGAGUUCGAAUUCUGGCUGUCAAGCUUCAAGGUCGUCGUCAUUGUCGGCGUCAUCUUGCUGACUCUCAUCAUCGCCACCGGUGGUGUUGACGGCGACCCGAAGGGUUUCCGGUACUGGAAUGAUCCUGGGGCAUUCCGCCCGUACCUCGCCGAGGGGGCCCUCGGCCAGUUCCUCGGUUUCUGGUCGACGAUGGUCACGGCUACGUUCGCCUACCUGGGCACUGAGCUGGUCGGCGUGACGGUCGGCGAGGCCCAGAACCCGCGCAGAACCAUCCCCCGCGCCAUCAGACUCACCUUCUACCGAAUCGUCUUCUUCUACUGCAUCAGCAUCCUGCUGGUCGGCAUGUGCGUCCCGUACAACUCGGAGGACCUCAUCAACUACCAAUCCGGGACCACGGCGAGCACCGCGAACGCCUCCCCGUUCGUCGCCGCCAUCAAGGCCGUCCACAUCCCCGUUCUCGACCACAUCCUCAACGCCUGCAUCCUCGGGUUCGUCUUCUCCGCCGCCAACUCGGAUCUGUACAUCGCCAGCCGGACGCUCUACGGCCUGUCGUCGGACGGCGCGGCGCCGUCGAUCUUCCGCAAGACGAACGACAGCGGCGUGCCGCUGUACUCGCUCGGCGUGUCGGCGCUGUUCGGGCUGCUCGCCUUCAUGAACGUGUCGGACGACUCGAAGAAGGUGUUCUCGUACUUCGUCAACCUGACGACCAUCUUCGGCCUCAUGACGUGGAUCUCGAUCCUCGUGACGCACAUCUACUUCGUGCGGGCGCGCAAGGCGCAGGGCCUGCCGAACGAGGCGAUGCCGUACGUGGCGCCGCUCGGCGCGUGGGGGUCGUACGCGGCGCUCUUCAUGUGCUGCCUGAUCGCGCUCACCAAGAACUUCGACGUCUUCAUCGGCGACUGGAGCGAGAAGUACCCCAACUUCAUCACCGGCUACCUCGGCAUCCCCGUCUACCUGCUGCUCAUCUUCGGCCACAAGCUGCGCACCAAGAGCAAGGGCGUGCGCGCCCACGAGUGCGACUUCUACACCGGCAAGGACAUCAUCGACCGCGAGGAGGAGGAGUUCCUCGCCGCCAAGGCCGCCAAGCGCGCCAGCGACCCCCAGAAGGCGUCGGCCGUCUUCUACAAGCGGUUCGUCUCGUGGCUGUUCUAAUCGGGGACAAGUCGCUCUGGGAGGAGAGAAGGCGUCGUGACACGCAGCGGAGAUAUAGAUACGUCGAGACGUCGAGCUGAAAUGGGGAAAAGAGAGGGGAGGUGGGUGAUAGAAGGAUAGCCGAUGUUGUUUAUGUAUAAACGUAGGUAUAUAGACGGAUCAGGCUUCGUUCUACACAGGAGAACUCUUUUUUCAUUCGCUCUCGUCGCCUGA